Molecule: messenger RNA, 2295 nt
Organism: Vidua chalybeata
Lineage: Eukaryota; Metazoa; Chordata; Aves; Passeriformes; Viduidae
Gene: SELENOO
Product: selenoprotein O
Exons: 9
Source: RefSeq, a predicted model, not a curated record
CGGCCCGGGCCCAUGGCCUCGGUGCUGCGCAGCGCCCGCCGCUUCCCCCCGCCGCUGCUGCGGGCGGCGUCGGGGCCGGCCAUGCAGCAGCCCGAGGGCGGCGGGGGCUGGCUGGGCGCGCUGCGCUUCGACAACCUGGCUCUGCGCUCGCUGCCCGUGGACGCCUCGGAGGAGAGCGGCCCGCGGACCGUGCCCGGCGCCUGCUUCGCUCGGGUGCGGCCCAGCCCGCUGCAGAACCCGCGGCUCGUGGCCAUGUCGCUGCCGGCGCUGGCGUUGCUGGGGCUGGAGGCGCCCGCGGCCGACCCGGCGGCGGCGGAGGCCGAGGCCGCGCUGUUCUUCAGCGGGAACCGGGUGCUGGCGGGCGCGGAGCCCGCGGCGCACUGCUACUGCGGCCACCAGUUCGGCAGCUUCGCGGGGCAGCUGGGCGACGGCGCCGCCAUGUACCUGGGCGAGGUGCUGGGCCCGCGGGGCGAGCGCUGGGAGAUCCAGCUCAAGGGCGCCGGCAUCACCCCCUUUUCCCGACAAGCUGAUGGUCGGAAGGUCCUGCGGUCGAGCAUCCGGGAGUUCCUGUGCAGCGAGGCCAUGUUUCACCUGGGAAUACCAACCACAAGGGCUGGCACCUGUGUCACAUCUGACUCCAAAGUCGUUCGGGACAUAUUUUACGAUGGGAAUCCAAAAAAUGAAAGGUGUACAGUUGUUCUGAGAAUAGCCUCUACAUUUAUAAGAUUUGGCUCUUUUGAAAUUUUUAAGCCCCCUGAUGAAUACACAGGACGCAAGGGUCCCAGCGUUAACCGGAAUGACAUUCGAAUACAGAUGCUUGAUUAUGUGAUCAGCACUUUCUACCCAGAAAUCCAGGAGGCUUAUUCAGACAACACUGUUCAGAGGAAUGCUGCUUUCUUCAAAGAGAUAACCAAGCGGACAGCGAGGUUGGUUGCUGAGUGGCAGUGUGUGGGGUUUUGCCAUGGCGUGCUGAAUACAGAUAACAUGAGUAUCGUUGGACUAACCAUUGACUAUGGCCCUUUUGGGUUUAUGGACAGGUAUGACCCUGAGCAUGUCUGCAAUGGUUCUGAUAAUACAGGGCGCUAUGCUUACAACAAACAGCCAGAGAUUUGCAAGUGGAACCUGGGAAAACUUGCUGAAGCUUUAGUUCCAGAGCUGCCCUUGGAAAUAAGCCAACUCAUCCUGGAAGAGGAAUAUGAUGCAGAAUUUGAGAAACAUUAUUUGCAGAAGAUGAGAAAAAAACUAGGCCUAAUCCAACUGGAAUUAGAAGAAGAUAGUAAGCUGGUGUCUGAACUGCUUGAAACCAUGCAUCUCACAGCUGGAGACUUCACAAAUAUAUUUUACUUGCUGAGUUCAUUCUCAGUAGACAUUGAUCCUUCAAAAUUUGAAGAUUUCUUAGAAGAGCUUACAAGUCAGUGUGCUUCUGUGGAAGAACUGAAAGUUGUUUUUAAACCACAGAUGGAUCCAAGACAGCUGUCAAUGAUGCUGAUGUUGGCUCAGUCUAAUCCUCAGCUGUUUGCAUUAAUUGGAACAAAAGCUAAUAUCAAUAAAGAACUGGAGCGCAUUGAACAAUUCUCUAAACUGCAGCAGUUAACAGCAGAUGAUGUACUUAGCAGAAAUAAAAGACACUGGAAGGAAUGGCUGGAGAAAUACAGAGUCCGUUUGCAGAAAGAAAUAGAAAGCGUUGGUAAUGCUGAUGCCUGGAACACUGAGCGUGUCAAGGUCAUGAAUUCAAACAAUCCAAAAUAUAUCUUGAGAAAUUAUAUUGCCCAGAAUGCCAUAGAAGCAGCUGAAAAUGGGGAUUUCUCGGAGGUAAGAAAUGUACUGAAACUUUUAGAACAUCCAUUUCAAGAAACAGAAGGUUUCCAGGAGGUAGAGGAAGAUGCAGAAGAGGAGGGAGCAACAGCUGCAGCAGCUGAUUGUUCUCAAGAGACCAGAAGCAAACAAUCAUAUUGCAGCAAACCUCCGCUGUGGGCUUCAGAGCUCUGCGUUACGUGAUCUUCAUAACUGCCUUGUUUUGUUUUUUGCUGUGAACUGAAGACUCUGAUCCUCCUUCAGCAGUGAAGAAUUCAGCAAGGCAAACAUCAAAGUACUAUUAAGUUAUUGAAACAACACUACAUCUGGAUGCAUCUGCAGCAGUCUUCAGCUGUGCUUAAUUUGAAGCAAUUGUGGGUCAUUGGAACAAAUGAGUGACAAUCAACAGCCCAUACACAUCAGUAAUCUAAAUGUUUAAAGACCCAAAGUCUUUCCUUUAUCCUCACAACGUUGCAAGUAAAAAGCAGUAUUUUAUGUUGA